Molecule: messenger RNA, 183 nt
Organism: Auxenochlorella protothecoides
Lineage: Eukaryota; Viridiplantae; Chlorophyta; Trebouxiophyceae; Chlorellales; Chlorellaceae
Exons: 1
Coding region: 1-183 (60 amino acids)
Source: RefSeq, a predicted model, not a curated record
AUGGUAAGGCCCGCAUUCUCCAGCUCCCGCCUCCAAGUAGCGAGGAAAUCGGGGCCUCCGAAAUCUUCAGAGGAGCCGGUUGGGAGGUGGAAGGUGGUUUGGGUGGCGAUGCGGACUACAAUGCUUAUACGUCUGCACGCUAGGGAGAGUUGCCCCGGCUGCUGGGGCGCGGGGCUUACCUGA